This is a messenger RNA of Vitis vinifera (wine grape), 3856 nucleotides long. RefSeq names its product extensin-2-like. Gene Ontology annotation, biological process: plant-type cell wall organization. The transcript is spliced from 3 exons. The record is from RefSeq and is a predicted model, not a curated record. Bases 96 to 3338 code for a protein of 1080 amino acids. Gene Ontology annotation, molecular function: structural constituent of cell wall. Lineage: Eukaryota; Viridiplantae; Streptophyta; Magnoliopsida; Vitales; Vitaceae.
AUGGCUCCUCAUCAUCAUCCUCCUCCUCUCAUCUCCAUUUUCUCCUCCCAGUUCCCCCCUUUGAGCGGAGGGGGCAAGUUUUCAGGCAGUGUCCGAUGACUUUGCGUGGUGGCGGCCCCUCUAGGGGUCGCCUUUGGCCUCAGAUUUUGGUGGCAUUGGCCUUAGUUGUUGUUGCUAGCAAUGUAGGUUCAACACAUGCUGAUCCUUACAUCUACUCUUCUCCUCCACCACCUCCUUAUGUCUACAAGUCUCCUCCGCCGCCGUCGCCUUCACCACUGCCUCCUUAUGAGUAUAAGUCUCCACCACCUCCAUCACCGGCGCCGCCACAUCCGUACUACUACAAGUCCCCACCACCGCCAUCUCCGUCGCCUCCACCACCCUACUACUACAAAUCUCCACCUCCUCCUUCUCCGGUUCCUCCCAAGCCUUACUACUACAAGUCUCCUCCACCACCUUCACCAUCUCCUCAUCCACCUUACUACUACAAGUCUCCGCCACCUCCGGAAAAGUCUCCACCACUACCACCACCAUAUUACUACAAAUCUCCUCCACCUCCACCACCUAAGUCCCAUCCACCUCCAUACUACUACACUUCUCCCCCACCUCCGAUGAAGUCUCCGCCACUACCACCACCAUACUACUACAAAUCUCCUCCACCUCCACCGCCCAAGCCCCACCCUCCUCCAUACUACUACACUUCUCCCCCACCUCCGAUGAAGUCUCCGCCACUACCACCACCAUACUACUACAAAUCUCCUCCACCUCCACCGCCCAAGUCCCACCCUCCUCCAUACUACUACACUUCUCCACCACCACCUGUCCAUUACCCCCAUCCUCAUCCCCACCACCACCCAUUGGUAGUCAAGGUGGUCGGAAAAGUCUACUGCUACAGAUGCUAUGACUGGAAAUACCCAGAGAAGUCCCACGACAAGAAGCACCUCAAAGGUGCUGUUGUGGAGGUGACAUGCAAGACAGGUGGCAAGAAGAUCGUGGCCUAUGGUAAGACAAAGAUCAAUGGCAAAUACAGCAUCACCGUUGAUGGAUUUGACUAUGGUAAAUUUGGAGCCAAGUCUUGCAAGGCUAAACUCCACGCCGCCCCCAAGGAUUCGCCAUGCAACAUCCCAACUGACCUACACAGUGGCAUGAAGGGUGCCAAGCUCAAAGUCAAGUCCAAGGACGAGUCUGAAGUUGUGCUCUAUGCUAAGCCUUUUGCUUAUGGGCCCAAGACUCCUUUCAAGGAAUGUGAGAAGCCCAAGCCUGAGCCCAAGCCCCACCCACCCUACAUCUACAAGUCACCACCACCACCAUUGCCUCACUACUAUUACAAGUCACCUCCUCCGCCAUCGCCUUACCACCCACCAUACUACUAUAAGUCACCACCACCUCCUUCGCCAUCUCCUUUACCACCGUAUUAUUACAAAUCUCCUCCACCUCCAUUACCGCUACCUCAUCCACCUUAUUAUUACAAAUCUCCUCCACCUCCAUCACCGCUACCUCAUCCACCUUAUUAUUACAAAUCCCCACCUCCACCAUCACCCACACCUCACUACUAUUACAAGUCACCCCCUCCACCAUCACCUUACCACCCACCAUACUACUACAAGUCACCACCACCUCCUUCCCCAUCUCCUCUACCACCAUACUAUUACAAAUCUCCCCCACCUCCAUCACCACUACCUCAUCCACCCUACCAUUACAAAUCCCCACCUCCGCCAUCACCACUACCUCAUCCACCCUACUAUUACAAAUCCCCCCCUCCACCCUCACCAGAGCCUCAUUACUAUUACAAGUCACCUCCUCCACCAUCACCCUACCACCCACCAUACUACUACAAGUCUCCACCACCUCCUUCCCCAUCUCCUCUACCACCAUACUAUUACAAAUCUCCCCCACCUCCAUCACCACUACCUCAUCCACCCUACUAUUACAAAUCCCCACCUCCGCCAUCACCAAUCCCUCACUACUAUUACAAGUCACCUCCUCCACCAUCACCCUACCACCCACCAUACUACUACAAGUCUCCACCACCUCCUUCCCCAUCUCCUCUACCACCAUACUAUUACAAAUCUCCCCCACCUCCAUCACCACUACCUCAUCCACCCUACUAUUACAAAUCCCCACCUCCGCCAUCACCACUACCUCAUCCACCCUACUAUUACAAAUCCCCCCCUCCACCCUCACCAGAGCCUCACUACUAUUACAAGUCACCUCCUCCACCAUCACCCUACCACCCACCAUACUACUACAAGUCGCCACCACCUCCUUCCCCAUCUCCUCUACCACCAUACUAUUACAAAUCUCCCCCACCUCCAUCACCACUACCUCAUCCACCCUACUAUUACAAAUCCCCACCUCCGCCAUCGCCAUCUCCUCUACCACCAUAUUACUACAAAUCUCCUCCACCUCCCUCACCCUCUCCCCAUCCACCAUACUACUACAAGUCCCCACCACCACCAUCUCCAUUACCUCAUCCACCCUAUUAUUACAAAUCCCCACCUCCGCCAUCGCCAUCUUCUCUACCACCAUAUUACUACAAAUCUCCACCACCUCCCUCACCCUCUCCUCAUCCACCAUACUACUACAAGUCCCCACCACCACCAUCUCCAUUACCUCAUCCACCCUAUUAUUACAAGUCUCCUCCUCCACCGUCUCCAUCUCCCCUACCACCAUACUACUACAAAUCUCCCCCACCUCCAUCACCAGUGACUCAUCCACCCUAUUAUUACAAAUCCCCACCUCCACCAUCGCCAUCUCCUCUACCACCAUAUUACUACAAAUCUCCACCACCUCCCUCACCCUCUCCCCAUCCACCAUACUCCUACAAGUCCCCACCACCACCAUCUCCAUUACCUCAUCCACCCUAUUAUUACAAGUCUCCUCCACCACCAUCUCCAUCCCCAACACCACCAUACUACUACAAGUCUCCACCACCUCCAUCACCAUCUCCUCUACCUCCAUACUACUACAAGUCUCCACCUCCACCAUCCCCAUCUCCUCCUCAUCCAUACUACUACAAAUCUCCCCCACCACCAUCGCCAUCUCCUCCUCAUCCAUACUACUACAAAUCCCCACCCCCGCCAUCACCAUCACCACCACCACCCUACUAUUACAAGUCUCCACCCCCACCUUCGCUAUCUCCUCCACCAACUUACUAUUACAAGUCUCCACCACCGCCAUCCCCAUCUCUUCUUCCACCAUACCACUACAACUCUCCCCCUCCCCCAUCACCAUCUCCUCCUCCCCCAUACCACUACACAUCACCUCCCCCACCUGUGAAGUCACCUCCUCCCCCAGUCUACAUGUACGCAUCUCCACCACCUCCAACUCAUCCAUACUAAGCAUAGAAAGCUUUGCCACUUCCGCUUGCCAUUCAUUUCCAAGUUUUAAUUUCAACAAUGGAAUAAAGGAAGGCUCUACCAGGAGAGGAUUCAAUAAGCAAGCUUCCAAUACAAUCCCGUUCAAUAAGGGUCUGAGAAUUGCAUCUGAGAGCUUGAACCUUUCUAACUCAGACCAAAUUGCUUCUACUUCUGUGGUGGCCAUCCUACACAUUAUGCUCUUGUUGUGUUCAAGUGUUAGUGGUCGGCUUCAAAAGGUUUCCUGGGGAAAAUAAAAUCAGUAAAUGAGAUUGGAGACACAGCUAGGGUUUGCAAAUGGCAGUUUCAGCUUCAGUUUGCUAGUUCCUUUUCAAUCCCUCAUGUUUUUUUAGGGUGUCUGUUUAAGUUAUGAAUGUAUAUUGUAUUAUUGCCUUGUGAGAUUGAGCUUCUAUUUAUUAAGGACAUCCAUAUGUUUCCUAGAUUUUCUUGUGCUUUGUGCACCAAGGUUGUUCAUCCCAAUAAAGAACAUUUUCUGUCACAAA